This is a messenger RNA of Sardina pilchardus (European sardine), 1618 nucleotides long. It is a transcript of the gene hsf4, whose product is annotated as heat shock transcription factor 4. Gene Ontology annotation, molecular function: sequence-specific DNA binding; DNA-binding transcription factor activity. Bases 53 to 1348 code for a protein of 431 amino acids. The record is from RefSeq and is a predicted model, not a curated record. NCBI's taxonomy places the organism in Eukaryota, Metazoa, Chordata, Actinopteri, Clupeiformes, Clupeidae. The transcript is spliced from 13 exons. Gene Ontology annotation, biological process: regulation of DNA-templated transcription.
GCGACCGACCACGACGACCGAGGCCGACCCUCCCCCAGCGGCGAGCUCAAGCAUGCAGGAGUCCCCCGGCUCUGUAGGUGUGGACGGAGGAUACGCCAGCAACGUCCCUGCCUUCCUCACCAAGCUCUGGACCCUGGUGGAAGACCCCGAGACCAACCACCUGAUCUGCUGGAGCGCGACUGGCACCAGUUUUCAUGUUUUCGACCAGGGAAGGUUUGCCAAGGAGGUGCUGCCCAAAUACUUCAAGCACAACAACAUGGCGAGCUUUGUACGCCAACUCAACAUGUAUGGCUUCAGGAAGGUGGUGAACAUUGAGCAGAGUGGCCUGGUGAAGCCGGAGAGAGACGACACGGAGUUCCAACACCUCUACUUCCUGCAGGGCCACGAGCAUCUGUUGGAGCACAUCAAGAGGAAGGUGUCCAUUGUGAAGAGCGAGGAGACUAAAGUGCGGCAGGAAGACCUCAGCAAGCUGCUGUAUGAGGUCCAGGUGCUGCGCAGCCAACAGGAGAACAUGGAGUGCCAGAUGCAGGACAUGAAGCAGCAGAACGAGGUGCUGUGGAGGGAGGUGGUCUCGCUCCGGCAGAAUCACACGCAGCAGCAGAAGGUUAUGAGCAAGCUGAUUCAGUUCCUGUUCAGCCAGAUGCAAUCCAAUACACCCAACACUGUUGGAAUGAAGAGAAAACUGCCCCUCAUGUUGGAUGACGGCUCCACCAGCCCCCCGGCUUCCAAGUUUAGCCAUAGCCACCCCAUGGAGCCCCUGCAAGAGCCUUUCUACAUCCAGUCGCCAUCUACAGACACAGCCUCUUGCUCCAGCAGCAGCACGAUGACAGGAGGACCAAUCAUAUCAGACGUUACUGAGAUGUCCCAGCCAAACACCAUGGCCAUACAAAUGCAAACAGAAGAGACAAGGGAGAAGUGCAUGAUGCUCAUUAAGGAGGAGCCAGUGAGCCCUGAGGUCAGGGGUCGCCGGGAGGGUGUGGCCCUCGGUUCUUGCGAGGUGUGUGCCGAGCCCCCAGUCCUGCCCGUUGCUAUGGUACAGUCCGUCCUGGAGGGUCGAGGAUCAGGUCCAGUAGAGAGGAGGGCUAAGAGGCCGAUGAUGGAGAGGCCUGAGGUAGCUGAGGGUGUGGAGAGUGUGGACAUGAGUCUGGAGGAUCUACAGAUGCUCCUCCGGAACCACCAGCAGAGUCUGGAGCCCAGUGCAGCCACCACCACCAUGGACCCAUUUAAUUUCAGUCUUCCCCUGACUGAGUGGAACUUCACAGACAUGGAGUCCAACCUGAAAUCUUACAUGUUCCAGGCGCAGGAGGAGGACGCAUACAGCAGCGCUGGCUGUGAGGAACAGCAGUAAGGGAAAACACUCGUCUCCAGGCAACAACCAACAUGGAGAAAAACUUGGCCCAGCGUACUAAUGAGCCUGACUUGAUGGCUUCACGGUGCACACUGCUGUGGAUAUAAGACCUCACAUGGGAACACAACAGAACUGUUCAGAUUGGAUACCCAGAGCCGUUCCUUACGACCAGAACACUUCCUCUAUUCAGGACAACAGAUCAAGAACGUGGACAGCUCCUGGUCAGUUUUAUAAUGGCACUGACUCAAGACCUUGGCUCAAGGAAUGAUC